AUGCUUGAGUUGGAAGAUAUCGGUUCAAAUAACGGUUGGUGGAUCAUGAACAAGGCCAUCGAGCCAUUGGAUAACCAAGACAUUGGGAUGAUCGAUUAUCUCAGUGUCGAGGUCAUGGAUCGCACGAUGCCGGAAUUUGAGCGCCUCGAGAAAAUCUACGACACUAUCGAAGAAGCCAGGACUCAGACCGAUCCCAUUGCUCGUUUAGCUAGGUCACUUCCCGCCGGUACCACGAUCAGAAAGGUGGCCCCAGGGACCAUGGGAGAUGUGACUGUGGAGUGGGGUGACGAAGCCUUGCAGAGGGAGAAGACGACAACGGCAUUGUCGGGAAAUUCACCGAAACCUUACAGGGCACAGUCGGUGCAGUUACAACCACCGGCGAAGCGCCAAGCUCUGAACCAUGCCCCCGAGGCUGAAGACGACAGAAACCCCCGGGCUAUCUCAGAAUCAGUACAUCAAGCUGCGGUCGAACUCUGGGCACUGAGCCGAACCCCCCAGAUGGCAGCUACCCAGAUGGCAGCUAGAGCCCUAUCCCAGAAUAAUGAGUUUGACCUGAAAGGUACCGUUCAGCACGAUGGCGCACAGGACAGUAAUACUCAGGACAAUGGUAUCCAGAACUUUAACAUCUACGACUAUAUUAUCGAUGAUGAGAUCAAGCAGGAGAGCAGUACCGAAGAUAAUGACAGUGGUAGAUGGGUGGACCCAGCCCCUGUCAACACAAGGGAUUCUGUUGACCCUAGAGUGAAAGCCUGGGCCGAUGCCAGAGCGGCCGCUUAUGAAGAAGGGGUAAUCAAGGAAGAAGAAGGGAGUGAGGAACCAAUCCGUGUUGUGGAUCCGGAUGAACACUUUGUUGGCGUUGAAUCCAGCCCAGAAACCUCAACUGAAAGCACUUUAACUCCCGAGGAAGCUUUGCUUGCCUCGGUACUGUAAGCGAUCAUUAUACCACUUGAUACGGCUUCAGGAGCAAGCCCUUGCAGAGAUACGUGGCAGUAUCAAGAAUUUACCUCUGAGUCCAGGACCUUGG
This is a messenger RNA of Pyricularia oryzae 70-15, 1024 nucleotides long. RefSeq lists its product as uncharacterized. The record is from RefSeq and is a predicted model, not a curated record. Lineage: Eukaryota; Fungi; Ascomycota; Sordariomycetes; Magnaporthales; Pyriculariaceae. The transcript has a single exon. The coding region runs from base 1 to 930 and encodes 309 amino acids.